Messenger RNA from Filobasidium floriforme, 1280 nucleotides. RefSeq lists its product as uncharacterized. Bases 412 to 1083 code for a protein of 223 amino acids. Lineage: Eukaryota; Fungi; Basidiomycota; Tremellomycetes; Filobasidiales; Filobasidiaceae. The record is from RefSeq and is a predicted model, not a curated record. The transcript is spliced from 2 exons.
CUUCGACUGUCUCUCUAUCUGAAAAAGAUCGAGACAAUAACGGUCGUCAAAGGCAGUUUUACUCUUUCGGAAACGCAGUCAGGCGAUUAUUUCGAUUUACUCCUCGAUCGACAAGAACAAUCCGGUCCGCUCCGCAUCGAACAGCAUCGGUUCUCUGACGCAUUCAAAAUCUCGGGAUUACAACAGUUACCCAACCUGUAUCGACUGAGAUUGGACUGCUGCCCGUCCGAUAUUGAGGAUCAUCAUGGUCCACCAGAUCGACGCAUCUGUCUCGUCCUUGAAGAAACACACGAACUCUACGAUCGCUCCAUAAAGAUCGAGCAAUUGAUAUCCGAGCAGGGCAAUUUGGAUUGGCAUAACUCUUCCAUCGAGAUCGAAGCUGCCUUUUCUCGAUUGGAUUCGAUCCGAUUCAUGAAGAACACGAACGCAAGUGAACAUCGCACCGUAGAUGUUGUGGACUUCAUCGCAAACGAACUGGCGUUUCGAGCGGAGUCAUGGUUAGAAGAAGGGGAGGAUUGGGGGCGCAUCGACCGGGUCAAGAGUCUCACCAUCGAAACGGCGAUCAGCUGCGAAGGCCUUGUCACCGUUCUAGACUUUUUCAGAGAGCUAGAAACACUCCGGGUUGAGCUUCAGAAAGACGGCAAAGGCGAAGCUAUAGCUGCCGGUGGUCUUCUCGAAACCCUCAGAACGUCUACUUCGAACCUGAAACACGUGAAUAUCUCUGGCGCAGGCAUCGAAUGGCUUGUCCACUUUCGUCAAUGCGACACCGUUCAUUUGACGUGCUUCGGGCCAGUGAGCAAACUUCUUCCGUGGGAAGUAUAUGAUCCCCUAGAUGAUCGGGCGGGGGAACCUUCAAAGUUGAAGAGUCUCCAUCUGGACCUGCGAUCCAUCACACCUCUUGUCGAACCCAAAACUCUCAUCGACUUCAUUAAACGCCAAACCAACGAUUCGACCGAGAUUUCGGUAUACGGCAACGGGAUACCGCAUGACUCCACGGCAGGGUGGACCGAGAAGAUUAUGGUGCGCGAGGAGGUUUUGAGGAAAGCGCAGGAAACGAAGCGAAACAUCUCUUCGAACCCGUGAUCUUCGGAUUAUGGGCUUCCCGCAUCAUGAGCGCAAAUCUUCUACCGUUACCAGCGAACGGGGAGGAUUCAGCUUUGUACCCUUUCGAGGGUCGCAAUAUCACGGGCCUAGAGAACAUCAAUGGUUUCGCCAACAGUAUAUACAUCAACAGAUGAGCAUGCAGAGUCGUUAUGUUGCUACCGAAUUGUAAUCGAAAG